This is a messenger RNA of Ricinus communis (castor bean), 1043 nucleotides long. RefSeq lists its product as uncharacterized. NCBI's taxonomy places the organism in Eukaryota, Viridiplantae, Streptophyta, Magnoliopsida, Malpighiales, Euphorbiaceae. The transcript has a single exon. Bases 338 to 817 code for a protein of 159 amino acids. The record is from RefSeq and is a predicted model, not a curated record.
GCAAUUGACGACAUUAAUCUGGCAACAAGGAAUCCUUAGCUUUUUCAGCAAUUAACGAGAUUAGAUAUCCCUAUCCUAAACAGAAGCAAGGAACUGUAGUAGGACAAGACGUGCCGCUUCAUGAGGCUUCUAGGUUAAAGCUGUACACAGUUCAUACUGACAAGUGUCCUUUAUAUUACACACAGCUACGUGUCUCGAGAAUCCUCUUCUACCCAUUUCUUGCUCCUGUAUAUAUAACAUUCCAAUCUUGAGGCUCUUGUCGAGAAAACAAAAGGAAUCAAGAAUCUAUAUAUUUCGUCAGUGCACCUGCGAUAGUUGAUAUAAUUUGUCGUGAAUCAUGGCUUUAAGAUCAAUAGUGAGUCGGUUAAGAGGAACAGCAACAUUUGCAACUUCGAGCUCUCCAAAACUGAAGGCUUAUGCUCCAACAGCCGAUUUUGGUUAUCAUGAUCAUCCCCAAGAAAAGCGUACAAAGAAGACAGUGAAAGGCGAUUAUGUGCCAGUUUACGUAGCUGUGGGGAUGAUAGCUUUAUCUUUAUCACUGGGUCUAUUCACUGCAAAACAACAGAUAAUGCACUGUCCUAAUGUGCGAGUGAAGAAGAAGGGGGAGGGUGUAGCAGAAGUGGAGGACCCUGAUCAAGUAGUAAAUGAAGCUGAUAAAUUUAUCAAGAAAUCUUUCUUUAGGAAAGUUGCUCAUAUUCAGGAGUUUGAUAGCGGUCUUCAAUCUUUCCCUGAUCAUAUUCAAAGAGAUGCUUUCGCUCAUGACAAUCCCCGCGUUGAGAGUCUGAAGUCCGUUGGGAUCGAUCCCAAGCUGCACUGAUUUCUCUUUUUUAAUUUCCAUCUUGUCCAACUUUAUUUCUUUUUUUUUGUUUUCUUCAGCGUCUUGUUUGUUUCGUUUGCUACUUUUGGAAGUUGGGGUUUAAGUGUUGACCCUUUUCGUCUAACAUAAAGAUGAGGAGGAUCGAUGAUCUAAACCUCCUUAAAUGGGUUUGUAAGGUGGUUGAGAUAAUAUUACGUAAAUAAAGCUAAUAUAUUGGUUUGAAUCA